Messenger RNA from Bacillus rossius redtenbacheri, 1528 nucleotides. Its product is annotated as venom serine carboxypeptidase-like. Gene Ontology annotation, biological process: proteolysis. Lineage: Eukaryota; Metazoa; Arthropoda; Insecta; Phasmatodea; Bacillidae. The coding region runs from base 3 to 1454 and encodes 483 amino acids. The transcript is spliced from 6 exons. Gene Ontology annotation, molecular function: serine-type carboxypeptidase activity. The record is from RefSeq and is a predicted model, not a curated record.
CGAUGUUCACCAGAGUGCUGUGCCUGUGUGCCCUGGUCUCCAGCCCAGCGCUGGCACUGAGCUACCCGGGCUUCUUCCUGCGGACUCCGAGCAGAGAACCGCACAGGUCUUACCGCGAGGAGGAGGUCGGCGCCAAGCUGAUCCUCACCAGCUACAUAGAGGCUGGGAGGAUCGAGGAGGCCCGGAACCUCUCCAGAGUCACUGGGGGAGUGUUCCCUGCAGACAUCCCCAGCUACUCUGGCUUCCUCACGGUGGACAGGGCCUACGACUCCAACCUCUUCUUCUGGUUCUUCCCGGCUGAGCUCGCCCAGCAGAGCGCCCCCGUGCUGCUGUGGCUGCAGGGAGGCCCAGGCGCCUCCUCCAUGUACUCGCUGUUCGAGGAGACCGGGCCCUUCUCCGUGAGCGCUGACGGCGCGGCGCUGGACAGGAACCCCUACUCGUGGCACAAGAACCACUCCGUCGUCUACAUCGACAGUCCCGUCGGCACAGGCUUCAGCUACACAAGGAACUCUUCAGGCUACGCCACCAACGAAGUGGAAGUAGGAAGAAAUCUGUACAACGCGUUGUUGCAGUUCUUCACGAUGUUCCCAGAGCUUCAGAAGAAUGACUUUUUCAUCACUGGGGAGUCGUACGCUGGCAAGUACAUUCCAGCUCUUGGCCACACCAUACACAAGAACAACCCGAAUGCCAGCCUGAAGAUUAAUCUCAAAGGACUGGCGAUCGGCGACGGCUUCGUGGACCCGCUCAACAUGAUGCGCUACAGCGACCUGGUCUACCAGUGGGGGCUGGUGGACAACAACACCUGGGCCAAGAUGCAGGGCUACGAGAAGUGGGCCGCCACCUACAUCGAGAAUGAAGAUUACCUGCUCGCUGCGCAAAUGAUGGACGACGACCUGGCAGUCUUCCAGUACGCGUCGGACUUGAGCGUGUACAACGUGCUGGAGAACAACAGCAACACUGAGUACACCUUCGCGAGCUUCCUGCAGCAGGCGCGGGUGCGCGCGGCCAUCCACGUGGGCACCCAGAGAUACUUCGUGCUGAGCGACCUGGCGUACUCGCACCUGCACGGGGACCUCAUGCGCUCGACGAGGCCCUGGGUCGAGCAGCUCCUGGACAGCGGCUACCGCGUGGUGUUCUUCAACGGCCAGCUGGACGUGAUCUGCGGCUACCCGCUGACCGUGAAGGUGGUGGAGGCGCUGCGCUUCAACUCGGCGGAGCAGUACCGCCGAGCGCACCGCGUGGCGUGGCGGGUGGGCGGCCGGGUGGCCGGGUACGCGCGCUCGGCGGGCAACAUGACCGAGGUGCUGGUGCGAGGUGCCGGCCACAUGGUGGCCAAGGACCAGCCGGCCGCCGCCUUCGACCUCAUAUACAGGAUCACCAGGAACCAGUUGCCGCGACCACGAUCCUCGCGUGCCAGGGGUCCACGUAAUACCUCUGUACCAGGGGACAUGUAACCAUCUUGAAUUGGAAAACACAUAUGUAUUGAAUAUAGUCAUGGCAUUAUAAAGUCACAUCUCUUUAUGGUGAA